Molecule: messenger RNA, 1680 nt
Organism: Colletotrichum scovillei
Lineage: Eukaryota; Fungi; Ascomycota; Sordariomycetes; Glomerellales; Glomerellaceae
Product: serine incorporator
Exons: 3
Coding region: 142-1575 (477 amino acids)
Cellular component (GO): membrane
Source: RefSeq, a predicted model, not a curated record
GAUCCAUACUGCGCCGCGCCGACGUAAGGCAUCUCGCAAAGACAUCAACGACGCGACACCUCAAUCUUUCCAGCGCAACCCUCGCCGAACCGACGUUUACACCCUUGAGAUCGAUAGCACACACUGUAGGAAACCGGCGCCAUGGGUGCUUUGCUUUCGUUGCCGCUGAUGGCGGUGCCGAGCAUGGGCACGCUCAUCGGCUUCGCUGCCAGUUGCUGCGGUGCAGCAACUUGCUCUGCAGUCUGCAGCGCCUGUGGGAAGUGCGGCAACAGUGUCGCCACCCGCAUCGGCUACGCAGUCAUGCUCCUCGUCAACUCGAUCCUGUCAUGGAUCAUGCUCACCCCGUGGGCUAUCAAGAAGCUGGAACAUCUUAUGCUCGACUACGUCAAAAUUGACUGUCCCAACGGCCAAUGCUACGGGUGGAUGGCGGUCCACCGCUUCAACUUCGCUCUCGGUCUCUUCCAUCUCAUACUCGCCGGGCUUCUGUUCGGUGUAACAUCUUCCAAGAACCCUCGCGCCGCUAUUCAGAAUGGCUACUGGGGACCCAAAGUCAUCGUGUGGCUUGCCUUCAUCGUCCUCUCCUUCUUGAUUCCCGACGAAUUCUUCCAGUUCUACGGCGCCUAUAUUGCCCGAUUCGGCGGCAUGUUGUUCCUCAUCCUCGGCCUUAUCUUGCUUGUUGAUCUCGCCCAUAACUGGGCCGAGUAUUGUCUCGAACAGAUUGAAGAGACCGACUCCAAGGUUUGGCGGACGGUUCUCAUCGGUUCUACGUUGGGCAUGUAUCUUGCUUCACUCGCCAUGACCAUCGUCCAGUACAUCUUCUUCGCCGGAUCCGGUUGCUCCAUGAACCAAGCAGCGAUUACGAUCAACCUCCUGCUGUGGAUUGGAAUUUCUUUCAUCUCGGUCCAUCCCACCAUUCAGGAAUACAACCCCAAGGCUGGUCUUGCCCAGGGUGCCAUGGUCGCCGUAUACUGCACCUACCUCACCAUGUCCGCUGUUUCGAUGGAACCCGAUGACAAGCAAUGCAACCCCCUGAUCCGCGCUCAGGGAACCCGCACCACAUCCAUUGUGAUUGGCGCCGUCGUCACCAUGCUCACAAUUGCGUACACUACGACACGGGCGGCGACUCAGAGCCUUGGACUUGGUUCUUCCGGCGGCAUCCGUCUCCCAGAGGAAGAUGAGCACGAUCUCGUCACCCACCAGCCCAGCGCCCAGAAACAAAUGCGGGCGGAGGCAUUACGUCGUGCCGUUGAGGAGGGAAGCUUGCCGGCGGAUGCUCUCUUGUCCGACGACGAGAGCGAGGCUGGCGGCAGUCGUGUCCACGGUGACGACGAGCGCUCGCAGACGCAGUACAGCUACACCGUCUUCCACAUCAUCUUCUUCUUGGCCACGGCGUGGAUUGCGACAUUGCUUACCCAGAGCUACGACGACCAAAAUGCCGAUGGCAACUUUGCUCCUGUCGGCCGGUCUUACUGGGCCAGUUGGGUGAAGAUUGUGAGCGCUUGGGUUUGCUACGCCAUGUAUGCUUGGACACUGGUGGCUCCAGUCGUCCUCCCAGACCGCUUCGACUUUUCCUAGAUAUCUGUAUAAAUAGUAUUGGGUGGUUUCUCAGUCUUGUCAGAGCGGAACGAUUUUGGGUUGCAUAGUCUAAGAGGCAAUAGUGAAUAGUUAGUUGAAUGGCAU